AUGCAAGAGGUCAUAGCGGGCCUGGAGCGUUUCUCCUUCACCUUCGAGAAGGAUGUGGAGUCGCAGAAGGGCGUGGGCCUCCUGCCUUUCCAGUGCAUGGACAAGUCGGGCUCAGCGAUGUGCAACUUCUUCACUAAAGGGCUCUGUGGGAAAGGGAAGUUGUGCCCCUUCCGGCACGACCAGGCCGGGAAGCAGGUGGUGUGCAAGCACUGGCUGCGGGGGCUGUGUAAGAAGGGCGACCAGUGCAAGUUCCUGCACCAGUACGACGCGGCCAGGAUGCCCACCUGCUACUUCUACUCCAAGUUCGGGGGUUGCAACAACAAGGAAUGUUCCUUUCUCCACGUGAACCCAGCUGGCAAGACCGGGACCUGUCCUUGGUAUGACCAAGGUUUCUGCAAGGACGGCCCCCUGUGUAAAUACCGCCACGUCCGCAGGAAGAUGUGCAUGAACUACUUAGUUGGCUUCUGCCCCCAGGGACCUGAGUGCCAAUUUGCACAUCCCAAGAUGAAUGUUUUAUUCAACCCAAGUUGCCCGAAGUCUGUCAACUGGCCAUGUGGCUCAGCACCUCCUGCUUCUGCCUGGAAUCCUGGCAAACCCUGGACCUUGACAGAGCGCCCAUUGCUCCACCCUCAGAGGAAGCCGCAGGAGUGCCCACCGCCCGGCCCCUGGCUCAGGGGGCCAGAGCAAGUUCCCUGCUACCACUGUGGAAAGAUGAGCCAUUAUGCCAGAAAGUGCAGUAAGACUCAGCUGGUGGGAGUUAUCAAAAAAUGAGCCCUGGUCUGUCUGGGGAAUUGGAAGACCUGGUGAUGACCCCCAGUGGCCCUUCUCCGGAAGUCUGCUCCCAGCACCCCAGGGCGCCUGCUACCCGCCCAACGGAUGUGAGGUACAGAAGCAGCCAUGGCGCUGAGCUUGAUUUCGCUUCAUCCUGGCAAUGAAUGAGCUUCUAAAAAUAUAGGAUUGGAGGCAGAGGGCCUGUAGCAGGCAUGAGUCGCCCAGAGCACGGCGGGGGCUGGGGGGCAUGGGGGAGCACAUGGACACCCCAAAGCUGGAGCAUGCAGGAAAUGUGGUCAUUACAUAUGCUCAACCCUCGCACAGCUGAGGAGAGCCGGCUGCAUGUGGCAUCUCCCUUGCAGGUGGUCCUGAGCCUCUCAACUGGCAAUUAAAUCAAAUGGUUUUCUUUAGCACACCAGCUGCUUUCCCGUACGGCCUCCUUAAACUUCCAAAUAUACUCUGUGCACACUUGAUGUGGGGACUCGUGGGGAGGCAGGUGGAGCGGGCUCACCGGGCAGGUAAGGCAGACACGGUAUUACCGGUUCAGGCCAGACUCUCUGCUACUUACUGUACAACUCAGAGCCCCUGACCAUGGAGGAAGGAGGGGGAGGUUAGGCUGAGUCUUUUGGAGAAAUGGGGAAGA
Molecule: messenger RNA, 1414 nt
Organism: Talpa occidentalis (Iberian mole)
Lineage: Eukaryota; Metazoa; Chordata; Mammalia; Eulipotyphla; Talpidae
Gene: CPSF4L
Product: cleavage and polyadenylation specific factor 4 like
Exons: 8
Coding region: 1-771 (256 amino acids)
Cellular component (GO): mRNA cleavage and polyadenylation specificity factor complex
Molecular function (GO): RNA binding; zinc ion binding
Source: RefSeq, a predicted model, not a curated record